AUGAGCUGCAAGGCCAGGAAAUGCGGUAUACGGUUUGAGCCUCCAGCCAUUGUCCUGGUAUAUGAGAAGACCGAAGGGAAGACUCGGCAACGCAUUAUGCCUAUCAGGAAUUUCUCUAAGUUCUCAGACUGCAGCCGAGCAGCAGAGCAGCUUAAGAACAAUCCACGGCACAAACAGUACUUGGAGCAGAUAUCACUGAAACAGCUGGAAAGGCUUUAUAAGUUGCUUAGGGGACAUUUAAAGGGGGAGACUUUGGAGGCUAGCCUGGAUGGGAUUCGAAAGGAGGAAAAUAUUGAUCCUAAUGAAGAUCUGAACAAACUAGAUGACAAGGAACUGGCCAAAAGAAAGAGCGUAAUGGAUGAGAUUUUUGAGAAAAACAGGAAAAAGAAAGAUGACCCAGACUUUGAGUACAACGUGGAAGUGGAUUUCAACCAGGACAGAGCAGUGGAGAGCUGUGGAUGGGAUGAUAACUCUGAAGACGGUUUCUGA
Staurois parvus is the source of this 489-nucleotide messenger RNA. The record is from the annotation of a GenBank genome assembly. NCBI's taxonomy places the organism in Eukaryota, Metazoa, Chordata, Amphibia, Anura, Ranidae.